UUAUCGAUAACGCCUCCUCCAACAGCUGUAUUUUGAGCCAACAGCUGUUUUCUUAUACGCAUUUGCCGGGUUUAUAAAUAAAAAAUAUAGCCUCAACUAUUUCUAAGUUGAUUACCAAUUAAUGUUAAAAUGAACAAAGCCUCCAGACUCUUCUGCCCAGCUCUGAUAACUCCCAAAAAUGCAGUUGUCAAGCAAACAGAGCAGCUUUCACGCAGCCAAAAGCUACUCACAGAUCUAGGACUGAUCAAAUCAGGCAGCAAUGGCACCUAUCAAAUAAUGCCCAUAGCCCAGCGAUCGUUAGAUAAACUGAUCGACUUAGUCCAGAGCAAUAUGCAACUGGCGGGCGGACAGAAGAUCAGUUUACCCAUCCUGACGCCCUCGGCUCUUUGGAAGAAGACAGGACGCCUGGAGGGGGACAUCUCCGAGUUCUAUAUGGUGCGAGAUCGCAGCGGGAAGCAAUUCCUAAUGAGUCCAACUCACGAAGAGGCGAUAACUGCCAUGUUGGCCACUACCUCACCCAUUUCCUACCGCCAGUUACCUCUGCGUCUCUAUCAAAUUGGUCCCAAGUUCAGAGAUGAGCUUAAGUCACGUUUCGGGCUUAUGCGAGCCAAGGAAUUCUUGAUGAAAGACAUGUAUUCGUUUGAUGUAUCGGAGGAAACUGCCAGGGAAUCGUACUCGGCUGUUAGCGAAGCCUACGAUAGGCUCUUCCAACAGCUUGAGGUUCCUUUUGUAAAGGUAAAUGCCGCCACAGGAAUGAUGGGUGGAAGCCUCUCCCACGAGUACCAUUACGUUUCCACAGUGGGCGAGGACUCCCUGGUCCAGUGCACCUCCUGCGGCUUCGCAGGUAACUCCGAGGUAUUGACUACCCCGGAAAACUGCCCAAGCUGUCAGAGCUCAAAUCUGAACGAAGUUCGUGGCGUGGAGAUAGCGCACACUUUUCUACUAGGUGACAAAUACUCCACGCCCCUAGGAGCCACCUUCCUCAAUACUUCUGGAAAACCUCAAUCAGUGAUAAUGGGAUGUUAUGGGAUUGGUAUUACCAGGGUUAUAGCAGCCGCCCUUGAAGUAUUCUCCUCCGAGCAGGAACUGCAAUGGCCCAAACUCCUGGCGCCCUUUGACGUGUGCCUAAUUGGACCCAAGCAGGGAAGCAAGGAGCAGCAGCCAGCAGAGGUGAUAGAAAACGAGUUGCUCAAUAGCGUGGGUCAGCUUUGUGGGCCCCAGGAACUUCUUCACGACGACCGCAAGGACCUAACCAUAGGCAAGCGUCUGCUAGAAGCGAAAAGGCUAGGACAUCCCCUAACCAUCGUUGUCGGUGGUAAAGCCAUUCAACAGGAUUCCCCCAAGCUGGAAGUGCAUUUCAAUGGGGGCGAUAAACUAGAGUUGGAUUUGAGCGAGACCCUCAAGCUUGUAGCCGAACAUAGUCGACACAAAAAAGAUCUACUUUUAGGUAAUUUCAAGAAGGAAGACGGAGCGAAAAAAAGUCAAGCAGUUGGCCAUCAGCUUUAGCUUUAUGCAAUAAAGUUAACAAUAACACAAAACUCAUCAGAA
Drosophila ananassae is the source of this 1548-nucleotide messenger RNA. It is a transcript of the gene ProRS-m, whose product is annotated as probable proline--tRNA ligase, mitochondrial. Gene Ontology annotation, molecular function: ATP binding; proline-tRNA ligase activity. Gene Ontology annotation, biological process: prolyl-tRNA aminoacylation. The coding region runs from base 130 to 1506 and encodes 458 amino acids. The record is from RefSeq and is a predicted model, not a curated record. Lineage: Eukaryota; Metazoa; Arthropoda; Insecta; Diptera; Drosophilidae. The transcript is spliced from 4 exons. Gene Ontology annotation, cellular component: cytoplasm; mitochondrion.